Molecule: messenger RNA, 1494 nt
Organism: Cylicocyclus nassatus
Lineage: Eukaryota; Metazoa; Nematoda; Chromadorea; Rhabditida; Strongylidae
Source: the annotation of a GenBank genome assembly
AUGGGGUCAGGUGAAGUGUCUUGGUACUUCUACAAUGCCUUCUCAAAUGUGUGGGGAAAUGACGCAAAAGGCGUAAAAGGUCUAGAACGUGCCUUCAAGAACCAGAUCGAACGACACCCUAAGUACGAAAUAUGGGUAUGUGACCGUCCAUCGCUCGGAGGUGCCAUGGCGUCUCUGGCAGCGUAUCACAUCGCCAAAACUUAUAACAAGAUAUCUGAGCGGAUAAAUGAGCGGAUAAAGCUGGUAACAUUCGGAGAGCCAAGAACAGGCAAUGCUGCAUAUGCUGAAGACUUCAAUAAAAAGAAUGGCAGAGACGACACUAAUCCGUCUAAUUUUCUCAUUUUUUCAGCAACAGGCUUGGAUCUUAGUAUCCGUGAUACCGUUGCCUCUUGGCGAACAAAACGAUUAAUAUGUAAGGCAUUCACACUAGUCGUUACACUUUGCCUUGCGGCUUCACUCAAUGCUGUCAGAUUAUUUGACUACAACUUCGUUAGGAAUCAAAUGUUCCCUCUGGCUGCCGCCGCCUAUUCGGAUGAGCCAAGGGGCUGCAUACUCAAUCGCUUCAAAGGCUAUAAUGGAACUCAUGGGAACUUGUUCUUUGACCAUAAUCUUGUUCAAUGCGAUGGUUUUGAGAAUGACUGCUAUGGAUUCCUAGCCACACUAACCGAACAGUCGGCGAUAGUUCUUAGUUUCAGAGGCACCAAUUAUCUAAGUCAACUCAAGAACGAAGUUGCCACCAGCGCUGCUGUGGUCCCCAUGGGGUUAGGUGAAGUGUCUUGGUACUUCUACAAUGCUUUCUCAAAAGUGUGGGGAAAUGACGCAAAAGGCGUAAAAGGUCUAGAACGUGCCUUCAAGGACCAGAUCGAACGACACCCUAAGUACGAAAUAUGGGUGACCGUCCUUUCGCUCGGAGGUGCCAUGGCGUCUCUGGCAGCGUAUCACAUCGCCAAAACUUAUAACAAGAUAUCUGAGCGGAUAAAUGAGCGGAUAAAGCUGGUAACAUUCGGAGAGCCAAGAACAGGCAAUGCUGCAUAUGCUGAAGACUUCAAUAAAAAGAUGUUUGGGUUGAUUGCUACGCUUUCGCUUGUGGUGGUCGGAGCUCAUUCCGCCGUUUUUUCCGAUGAUUUCGCUUACAACAACAUGCUCCCUCUGGCUGCUGCAGCUUAUUCAGACCAUCCGGAUGCAUGCGUCAGAAAUCACUUUAACGGACAGAUCUACAGAUUUUACAAGGUGGACUGCAAAGGCCCUUGGAGCGGAACUGCAUCAGUCUCAUGUGCGGCAUAUACGGCCCUGCUACCCAGUAGGAAAGCAAUAGUGCUGAGUUUCAGAGGGACAAACACACCCAUGCAGCUUUUCAAGGAACUUGUUCAUUGUAGAUUGAAUCAAGAAAAUGGCAGAGACGACACUAAUCCGUCUAAUUUUCUCAUUUUUCAGCAACAGGCUUGGAUCUUAGUAUCCGUGAUACCGUUGCCUCUUGGCGAACAAAACGAUUAA